AAGGGGGAGGGAGGUACCACUUUGUCACAGGCUGCUAUGUAGAUUAACCUUUCAAUUAGUUGUUAUCAGGUCCUCUCUGUCUCAGCGCGAGCCUUCAGCGAAUCGUUUAGAGAUUAAAAAUACAAGAAAACCCCCCUAUGGAUGUGCCGCUGUGAGUGUGAUUAUUUAUAUCCGAUCGUCGUUUCAGUCAUCGUGUUAAUGAAGAAGAGGACUGUAUCCGAUAAAGAAAACUUGAAGAGGUAUCAUUUGGAUCUUGAAGGAAUCAUGUUCCAGGACGGUCGGUAAAGGUCCCAACCUUCAAGGAAUUUACUAUCUAGCUACUUUCAUCUUAUUUUGUGAGGUUACAUGUGAGCUACUACCUUGGAUGAGGAUUUACAGCAGGAAUGUAUUGAUGCCGAGGUGGAACAUUACUUUUUGACCUUCAAUAUGUGUUGGAUGUAUCAAAUGUUUCACAACAACAAGGGAGAUUCUCUAUGGAUCACUUUUUCCUGAAUCUCAUUGUUUAACCAUGGUGGAACUUGCCAACCCUCUGUAUACGGAGUGGAUUCUAGAAGCAAUACAGAAAAUCAAAAGGCAAAAGCAGAGGCCUUCCGAGGAGCGGAUUUGUCAUGCGGUGGCUACCUUACACAGAUUGGACAAGCGGACCAUUCUGGAGCAGUUGGAGUUAAGUGUUCACGAUGGUUCCAUUCUCAAAGUCACCAAUAAGGGGAGUGUGUCAUACAAAGACCCCGAGCACCCUGGGAGAGGAGUAUCUUCGUCUUCAUCAACAACAUCAUCGCUCAAACCUGUUAGUGAAAACCUCUCUGUCCCAUCGUCUAAAGGAUCUAUAUGGAAUCCCAGUGACCUUCGCCACGUUGAUUGGAAUAAAAUCCUGAGGAGGGCCAUUGAGGGUCUGGAUGAUACCCACGGUUCCUCUCUGAAGAACAUCCAGAGGUACCUAAGGAACCAGGAGGAUCUAUCACACGUCCUGGACAACCCGGGGUUCCAGCAGAGGUUACGACUAGCCGCCAAACGGGCAGUCAACAACGGCCGGCUGGCGAAGAACGGCCCGCUCUACAGGUUGAACCAGGGGGGUAGUGGAGCGGAGGGGUGGAGCCAGAUGUGUCCAGGUGCUUCCCCAUUGGCUCUUCAGUGUGUCACUCUUCUUCCACAUGAAAGAGACCAGCUACGCGCUGACCCCAUCCCAAUAUGCAGUUUCUGUUUGGGAACGAAAGAGUCCAAUCGGGACAAGAGUCCAGAGCAGCUUCUCUCCUGUGCAGACUGUGGGAGCAGCGGACACCCAUCUUGUCUGAAGUUCUCCCCAGAGCUGACCACAAAUGUGAAGAGAUUGCGAUGGCAAUGUAUAGAAUGCAAAACCUGUAGCUCCUGUCGAAUACAGGGUAAAAACGCUGACGAGAUGCUGUUCUGUGACUCUUGUGAUCGUGGGUUUCACAUGGAGUGCUGCAACCCACCACUCUCAACGAUGCCAAAAGGUAUCUGGGUCUGCCAGGUCUGCAGGCCCAAUGAAAAUGGAAAGAAACUGCUGCAUAAGAAAGCCGAUCAGAUCAAACGUCGAUAUGCAAAGCCAAUGGGGAGGCCCAGAAAUAAGCUCAAACAAAGAAUGUCUGUAAGCGGUGGUGACAGCUCCAUGCUAGCCCGGGGAGGAAGGGGGUCACCUGGUAGGGGUCAAAAGCUUACCGUCUGUUCCACACCUUCAUCUGGUCAUGCAGCAUCUGUGAAGGACGCCACAGACAGAUUGGCUGUUGCUACAUCAGACCCCUGUUGGGCCGGUGACGCUGUCACCUUCACCACCCAAUUCACCACCUCCUCCUCCACCCCUUCCACCACCCCCCCCCUCACGCCCACCUCGUCCUCCUCCACCCCAGCAGCUACACUCACUGUUAACAAGAAAACCAAAGGGCUUAUCGAUGGGCUUUCCAAAUUCUUUACCCCCUCGCCUGUCGGCCGCAGGUCGUCGCGAGCCAGCGAAAUCUUAGACCCCUCUGCCCUGAAAGGGUCACAGUCUUGUUGUCCUGCUAGGAAAAAGCCGGGCCCUCCGCCGAAACUAUGGAAACUCAGUCCGUCUCAGUCAGUUGUUGGCUUGGCUGCAAAGUCCGAUACAACUCCAAGUCAAAAGCUAACCACCACCACCCUAUCUCCCUGUACACUCCCUCUCCCACCCACGUCGCUUGGACAUAGCCCCACCACCUCCCAGGUCUCCUCCAGCUCCACCUCCGCUAACUCCCCCCAGAGUUCUUCCAGCCAGUCUAGCGUCCCCUCCAUCACUAGUCUCUCUAAUCACAACCAACUUAAGGGACUCUUUGAUGGACUCUCCCAUAUCUAUGCCACUCAGGGACAAUCUCGGAAAAAGGGACUGCCUUGCUACGCACCACCUAGGCGCAGACACCGUAAGCAGGACUUAGGGUCCUGUGCCACCGCGUCCAAAACGUGUCCUCUCAUUCCCCAUCCUUCCCAACAGCGCCUCGGAAAGAAAGAGAUGACAAAGAAUAGGUUGUUGUUGUUGUCGUCCCACUCCUCCUCCCAUCUCGGGCCGGGCCGGCCCAGGGGGCGCCCCUUUAAGGUGGUCAGUCACUUCAGACGUAAUCCCUUUUUUAAAAAGCACAGGACGCUAGGCAGGCUAAGAUGUAGAGUUACCCCUCAGAAGGGACCCCAGGAAACACCAGGAAAGGGAGACAUGACAGACGAAGGAAGAAUUAAGGCAGAGCACGACCAUGGCUGUGAAGGUGAACUGAGGGUGAAGCAGGAACCUGGCUUCGUAGCGGUCUCCAGGGAACACGUCACAGAGGAAGACGUGGAUAUAUUCACAAAGGUCCAAGAGCUCUCGUCGCAGAGAAAUGGAACCAUGACCAUCACUGACUCUGGACGAUACCCGGCCGUCAUUGAGUUUGGAAAGUAUGAAAUCCAAACCUGGCACUCUUCGCCUUACCCACCUGAAUACUCAAGAUUGCAAAAGCUUUACCUGUGUGAGUUCUGUCUGAAGUACAUGAGAAGCAAGAACAUCCUCCAGCGACACGCCAAGAAGUGUGGCUGGUUUCACCCUCCAGCCAAUGAGAUUUACAGGAAGGACGACCUUUCAGUGUUCGAGGUGGAUGGAAAUGUCAGCAAGCUCUUCUGCCAAAACCUCUGCUUGUUAGCCAAGCUGUUCCUGGAUCACAAGACCCUAUAUUACGACGUGGAGCCUUUCCUCUUUUACAUACUAACAAAGAACGACGAGAAAGGCUGUCACCUUGUGGGUUAUUUCUCCAAGGAAAAGCUUUGCCAGCAGAAAUACAAUGUCUCCUGUAUAAUGAUCAUGCCUCAGUACCAAAGGCAAGGCUUUGGAAGGUUCCUCAUUGAUUUCAGUUACCUUCUGACGAGGCAGGAAGGACAAGCUGGCUCCCCAGAGAAGCCUCUGUCAGAUCUGGGUCGCUUAUCCUACCUGGCAUAUUGGAAAAGUGUCAUGGUAGAGUACCUCUAUAAGCAGCCAGAUAAACACAUCAGCGUUAAAGGAAUAAGCAGGGCCACUGGGAUGUGUCCGCAUGAUAUCGCCGCUACUCUCCAGCAUCUCUGCAUGAUUGACAGGCAGGACGGCAGGUUUGUGGUGAUCCGAAAAGAGUGGUUGAUCCAGAGGCACAUGGAGAAGCUGCGAGCCAGCCCCAGGCUGAACCAGGUGGACCCUGACGUGCUGCACUGGACCCCCAGCCCCAGGCUGAACCAGGUGGACCCUGACGUGCUGCACUGGACCCCCAGCCCCAGGCUGAACCAGGUGGACCCUGAUGCACUUCACUGGACCCCCGCAGUGGCCCUCAACUCUGUCCUGUCUGAGAAAGAGAGAGAGGUCGAGAUGGAUGCUGAGCGAUUGAAGGAGCAGGCUAAUUGUUGGGAGAAUGAAGAGAGAGCGGUGUCCCACCUGAUGACUAGCUUACGUCACCCUCGUCCUCCCACUAAGGUCUACAGUAAGAACCCGUUCAGAAUCUACGAGCAUCGCCCCACCACCACCGCCGGAGACCAAAGACUGCACGACUCUGAGGAAUGUAGUGAUGACGAAGAUGAGGAUGAUUCUGAUGGAUCGCCGCCCAUCCUAACGAAAGCCCAUGCCAUGUUUGGAGUCAAGAGAACGAGAGAGAGAGCUGAGAGAGCUGUCGUGCUCAAGAAGAGAGGUCGCAAGAGGAAAAGGAUUAAUAGCAGUGUGACGACAGAGACCAUCUCGGAGACGACAGAGGUUCUGAAUGAACCGUUUGACAACUCUGAGGACGAGAGGCCCAUGCCCCUGCUGGAGAGGACCUGCAGGGUGGGAGAGAUGGAGGUAGAGGAGGAGGAGGGGCUGAGGAAACCAGUGAAGAGACGCAGAGGUCGUCCGCGGCUGGAGAAAAACAUGGACAGAGACAAUCGUGAACACUGGAAUGAAGUAGCCGGUGUGCUGUCAAAGAAACCGGGCAGGCCUCGAGCGAUUAAGCGCAAGAAGGGCUGGCCCAAAGGAGUGAAACGGGGGCCUCCAAAAUGGCGUCUGAAGAAGGAGAGGAAGAUGGGCUUCAAGCUGAACCUGUACACUCCCCCCGAGACUCCGCUGGAGGCCGAGGAGCCCCACAUCCAGGCCGAGGAGCCCAAGGAGGAGCCGGAGGACCAGGACAAGGCCUCGACCAUCACGGAGGAGGGUUCAGAGCCCGGCAGAGACCUGGCCGGUCGGGACACAGAGAUGGACAAGCUCCUGCCCUCAGAGCCCCACAGUCCCAUGGAGGAAGAAAGCCCUAGUAAACUGAGCUCCCCUGGGGUGUCUCCUGUGGCUUCUCCCAUGGCCUCUUCUCCAGUAGCCUCCCUUAUGGCCUCUAGAGCUAGCACCCCUGUCUUCUCUCCUGUUGGCUCCGCUGUGUGUUCUCCCGCCGGAUCCCCCAGUCGUGACGAGCCACCGGAGGAGGACCCACAGGACACUGAGCACGGGGACUCCCCCGCUCCAUCUCCAUCCAAACAGCUGGAACACAGCACUGAGGAGGAUGAGGACGAAGAGGCCACUCACCUGGAUGCGGACGAUGAAGACGAGAGUCGCAUCGAGUCGACGGCAGAGCCAGAGAAAGUGGAGAGGCAGCAGGAUCCAGAGCCUUGUCAACAGCCUCCUAAAGCGGAGUCCUACACCACCUCAACGUUUUUAGAUCCAAAUGACAACGAUAAGGAUUCUGAACGACGUCAGGAGGAGGGGUCUGAAGGGAUGGCCCAUAGGCGAGAGGAGGAACAGCCGGCCAACACUGGAGACGAGAGAAGAGAUGGUAUCCAGGAACAGGCACCAAACGCAGCAGCAGUAGACACUAACCACCCCGUUGACUCCGAGUCAGAGGAGAGUAGCAGUCAGGAGGCUCGACGCCAGCCCCAGCAGACAGAGAGAGAUGGAGAGAGACUUGCUGCGCUGAGUCCUGCUGCUGCGCUGAGAGACCGAGAGGAGGACCGAGAGGAGGACCGAGAGGAGGAGACAGAUCCUGAGGUGGACAAGGAGACGGCCCAGGCUGUGCAGAGCCUCACCCAGGAGACGGAGCGCGACACAGAGACACCGCAGGACAGCUCCAGCUCGGGGUUCGAACAGGAGGUGAGCCACAGCCUGCAGACCCACCCCAUGGCCCCCCAUAGCCCCCAUCACACCCUAACCUCGCUGGACGAAGGCUGCCCCCAGUCGGACCACAGCAGCCCCCUGUCCUCGGCCCACUCCCACCCCAGCCAGUCGGUGCGCUCCGUCAGCAGCCCGGCUGUGUCCAUCCUGGAGAGUAGUGGAGGUAGCAGCAGUGGAGGAGGAGGUUACACCCAAAUCAGCCCUGACCACGCCUCCAGCGGCGGAGCCUCCAUCUCGGUCCCAUCCUCCCUCCACAACAUGGAGACCAGCCCCAUGAUGGACGUGCCGUCGGUGUCGGACCACUCGUCCCAGCAGGUGGUGGACAGCGGCUUCAGCGACCUGGGCUCCAUCGAGAGCACCACAGAGAACUAUGAGAACCCCAGCUCCUACGACUCCACGCUGGGGGGCAGCAUCUGUGGCGGGGCCGGGGGUCCGGGCGGACCUGGGGGCCCCUCUCAGAACAGCUGCUCCUACGGCCCCCUCCCCCCCAGCGGCCUGGUGCAGAGCAGCUGUUCUGUCAGCCAGCAAAUGGGGGGCGUCAACCCUGGAAGCUGUGGCAUGAUUCAGCAGAAUAGCCUGAGCUCCCCGCAGCACUGCAACGUCAAGUCACCACAGGGCUGUGUGGUGGUGGAGAGACCACCGAGCAACGGUCAACACAGUCAGAGGACUCAGCACAGUCACAGUCAUACAAUCACACACAAUCCCCAUGGCCAUACUAGGCUCACUAUCACUCCACACAAUCAGCAUCCGCAACUCAAUCAGCCUCCCGGCACUCCACACAAUCAACACAGCCAGAUAACACAACUCAACCCACACACACACCCUGCACACAGUCAGCCACAUAGUGUACAUCACAAUCAACACAGCCUUCACAAUCAACACGGUCAACACAGCCUUCACAAUCAACACGGUCAACACAGCCUUCACAAUCAACACGGUCAACACAGCCUUCACAAUCAACACGGUCAACACAGCCUUCACAAUCAACACGGUCAACACACCCUUCACAAUCAACACAGUCAACACAGCCUUCACAAUCAACACAGUCAACACAGCCUUCAUAAUCAACACAGCCACAGUCAGCAACAGGCCAUGACACAGUGCGGCAUAGCCACCAACUUCACGGCACCCAUUCAGCUAGCUGACAUCCCCGAGUCAGGCAACCCCAACCUGAGCAGCAUCUAUGAGAGGAUGAACCAGGAGGGCUAUGGCAGCGGUCAUUACUCCCAGCCCUCGGCCACCUUCAGCCUGGCCAAACUGCAGCAGCUGACCAACACCCUCAUAGACCACUCUCACUCUCUGCCUUUCAACCACUCAGCCUCCCAUUCCCACCCUAUCACAUCCUAUGCAAACAGUACCUCCCUGUCAUCGCACUCGCAGCACUCUGGCCUGGUGUCUCUGUCCCAGUCCCCCCACCCCGGCAACCCUCGCCCCCACGGGGUCUCUCCUCACCCCGGGGGCCCCCAGGUCCAGGUGCAGGCCACCAUGACCCCCCCUCCGACCUCUUCCCACCCCCUUAGCUCCCCUCAGAUGAUGCUGCAGCGCAACGCCAUGGGCAUCUCCAACAUCCCCACCUCCCAGAGGACUCUACAGGCUCAGAUGGCCCCCGUGGGACCCAAGGGCCCCACACACAUUGCCAUGCGCUCCAAGUCAGCAGCCUCUGGUCUCUCCUCCCACCCCCACCACCAGCACCAGCAGCAGAUGUACAGCCACACCCGCGGGGCCCCCCAGACAGUCACCAUGCAGGCCCCCUCGUCCCGGACGCUGGCAGCCAUGCCAAGGGGCAUGAACAUGGGCACGGUCAACAUCAUGCCAGCCCCUGGCAAUCCCUACAACCAUGCUGUUAGUGUCAACUCCAUGAACAUGCCCGCCGCCGCCGCCAUAAACCACGCCAUGAACGGCUACCACGUCACCACCCAGGGGGCAGCCAUGAUGGCGGCCAAUGGUGGUUACCACGGCAACCAGAUGUCGGGUCAUCAGAUGGCGGCGGCCUACAUGAACCAGUCGCCCGGGGCCCAGUACGCUUCUAUGCAGAUGGGCAUGAUGGGAACACAGCCAUACCCCCAGCAACCCAUGCAGGCUCCGCCGCACGGCAGCAUGAUGUACUCUUCAACUGGUCAACACGGAUACAUGACCAACACCGGACCCAUGUCCAAGCAGACACUCAAAGGGCCUUUCAUCAGACGGUAACCCACGGUUACUAACCUAACCGUUAAGUAACAGUUAAUGAAACCGUAACUAAUGACAAACAAAUGUAAUCAAUCUGACUGGAUGUUUAAAUCACACAAAUGUGUAUUAUUAUUACUAUGAGUUCCAAAUGCACACAUUUGGCCUUUUUUUGUUUGUUGUUGAUAAUGUUUGUUUCUUUGUUUUUCAUUGUUUAUAGUUACUUAAAAACCAGCACUUGGAAAGAAUGCAAAAAGUUUCAUCAACAAGCAAACUUUUUACAACAAGCUACUAUCUAUGUCAAAGUAUUUUUGUUCCUAACAGAUUUGUGUUCAUUUAGUUCCUAAGCCUUACGUCAUGAAGAUGAAAAUGUAUUUCAUUAGUAUUAGUCUCCCUGGUCACUCCGGAGGGAGGGGGAGACUGGGGAGAGAGUUCAUCACAGAGAGUGAGUGUAGUUAUGUAGCAGCCUCAAACUAAGCCAUCUAAUGUGCCUGCUACAAACAGACUUAAACAAGUGGAUAUUCCUAGAACCUGUUCAGUGUACCUGUCUAACAGUGCUGACAAUUAGUUUGUACUAUACUCAUGCCUUUGUAUAUUUAAAUUAUUGUACUUAUUUUGUAAAGCAUGCUUCGGUCUCCAGUCUCCGUUAGUAACAGUGCAUUGAGUAGUACUGUACAAGUGUUGUGCUUAAUAGCAAGCCAUUCUAAAUAUAUUUUGGCCUUUAUUAGGUUCCCCCUCUCACAGGGAGAAAGAAGAAACUAUAUUUUGUUAAUUCUAAUAAUGUAAAAAAAAGUGUAAACUUCUUUAGUCCUGUUCUUCUGUAUGUUUGAGAGGUUUUAUUGCUAUGUAUGUAUGUAUAAUUCUGAAGUCUUUUGUAACAGAUUUCCUUGAGGCAGCUUUCUGUUUUAUAAUGCAGAAGACUGAUUUCUGUCCAGAUAACUAAGCAUAUCUCAGUGUUUGUACCCUGACUCUGAUUUUAAAACAUUUCAGAGGUGUACCAAUGUCGAGAAAUGUGGCGGAAUUUAAAAAAACAACUAAAUGAUUAUAAUGAUUUUGAUUAUUAAUAAUAAAGAAAUAUACAUUUAGUCCAAAGUCAAUAUUUUACAUAAUGCCUUUAAAAAAACUACAUUUUCA
Coregonus clupeaformis (lake whitefish) is the source of this 8875-nucleotide messenger RNA. RefSeq names its product histone acetyltransferase KAT6B. The record is from RefSeq and is a predicted model, not a curated record. Gene Ontology annotation, cellular component: nucleosome; MOZ/MORF histone acetyltransferase complex. NCBI's taxonomy places the organism in Eukaryota, Metazoa, Chordata, Actinopteri, Salmoniformes, Salmonidae. Gene Ontology annotation, molecular function: DNA binding; histone acetyltransferase activity. The coding region runs from base 509 to 7765 and encodes 2418 amino acids. The transcript is spliced from 17 exons. Gene Ontology annotation, biological process: nucleosome assembly; regulation of DNA-templated transcription.